AUGCAGCCAGGCACGGCGCGGGCGCGGCCGGUGCUGACGUCGCUGCCGCUGCAGGUGUUCAUAUACUUUGGUGGCUGGUGGGACGUGCUCUUCUGGCUGAUUAGCAUUGUAGUGUUCAUCUACAAAGGCAGCACACUGCCAUACCCAAACGGCAGGUUUGCCGCGGAGUUCGUCUUCCUGUGGCUGUGGCUGCUGGUGGAGCCCGUGAGGCUGUUCCUGGGGUCUAAGGGCAACAAGACAGAGCAGCCCGGGCCGCUGCUAUUUAGCCUGCUCCUGGCGCUGCCUGUGGUGGCCUUCCUGGUCUACUACAUGCGCUUCCAGACCUUCGUGUGA
Messenger RNA from Monoraphidium neglectum, 333 nucleotides. RefSeq names its product transmembrane protein. Bases 1 to 333 code for a protein of 110 amino acids. Gene Ontology annotation, cellular component: ciliary transition zone. The record is from RefSeq and is a predicted model, not a curated record. Gene Ontology annotation, biological process: non-motile cilium assembly. The transcript has 3 exons. NCBI's taxonomy places the organism in Eukaryota, Viridiplantae, Chlorophyta, Chlorophyceae, Sphaeropleales, Selenastraceae.